CGUAUAUACACAUUUUACUGAAACCUAAAUCUACAGAUAAACAAAGUGUUCUUUUUCGUCCCCUUUUCUUCUCACAUUCUUGACUCCCUCUCUCCCCAAUCUCCUAUUCUUUCUUCUAUUGUUUGGUUUGAUUCCCAGUUCAGCUCAUCUCAGCUGGAUGUGUUUGACACUCUUUCAGUUGAACUCUUGAGAUUCUGUAUUUUAGUUGCAGGGGAAAACAAGGGUGAGAAGAUGAGGGUGUUGAGUGCCAUUGAUUGCUCGGAUUGCCCAAGUCUGUGUGGGUUCUUGGUUGUUAAAUCUUAUCCCAAGAGGUAUUCUUCCAAGAUCCCCUCUGAUUUGGUCCUUUUCUUGGGUCUGGGCUUCAUAGAUUGGUAAUAUUUGUGUUUACUUUUGGCAAAAUAACAGUAUACCCAUCAUUUAGAGAUAUAAAGAUACAGUUUUUAUUUAUUUAUUAUACCUAGAUGGACUUUGCAAGAAUUGAUGGGUUUAAUUCAGUGUUUUACACAUGUCAUUAAAGGGUCUUAAGGAGAUUCUUGGAUUAGGACUGGAUUGGAUUGUCCAUCUAGCUUUUUUGUUUUUAAUACAUUUUUACUGAUAUGGGUUGGGAUUAGAUUUGUUUCUCUGCUGUUCUUUUUCUUGUCUUUUUUCUAUUGAUUUCUGUUUUUAGUGGAUGUCUCAUUCUUCUUUUGGGAAAAGAGUUGGGAUUCAAUCUCCAGGUAACCCUCAAAUUGUGUGUUUUCUUCUGAACUGGAAUUAGGAAUUUCAAUUUGGGGGCAAUUAGUAUGGUGGGUGAAAGUGUAAAGAUAGAUUAGCCAGUUGUGAGAAUGAUCUUUGGAUUGAUACUUUUGAGGGCAUCAUCUGAUAGUGUCCCAGAUUCAAGGAAGAAUUUGUGAGAUGGGAGAUACUGUUCUAACAGUUCUGUCAUUGGAGAAUCAUUACCCCUUUUCCAUGGAUUCUAGCACCUCCUCUUCGCAAGACGAUUUAGAUUUCGAGAUGAAUAGACAAGUAGUCUUAGCUCGUCCACCCGACAUCAAUUUACCGUUAUCUGCAGAGCGUAGCCCGACUCCUCAGUUGUCGAAUUCGGAGCAUAGUGAUAGUCUUGAUGUUAGGGUAAGAGCCCAAGUUCAUGAAACCGAGAAUUUCUUCAGUGCGCCUAAUAAGGUCAGUAGGAAAUGUGCGAAAAGGGGGGACAGCAUCUGGGGCGCCUGGCUCUUCUUUAGCUUUUAUUUUAGGCCGGUUUUCGUCGAAAAAUCGAAGGCGAAAGUUGUGCGGGACUGUAAUGGAGCUUCGGGGUUCGAUAAAUCUGAUCUUCAGCUCGAUGUUUUCAUGGUUCAGCAUGAUUUGGAGAACAUGUACAUGUGGGUUUUCAAGGAGAGGCCCGAAAAUGCUUUGGGCAAGAUGCAACUAAGAAGCUAUAUGAAUGGGCAUUCCCGCCAAGGGGAGCGUCCCUUUCCUUUUAGUGCCGACAAGGGUUUUGUUCGAUCCCAUAGAAUGCAACGGAAGCAUUAUAGGGGCCUUUCGAAUCCUCAGUGUGUUCAUGGGAUCGAGGUUGUCCCCUUACCCAAUCUAAUGGGUUUAGGCGAAGAUGAACGGAGAAGGUGGGUUGAACUUACGGGAAGGGAACUGAAUUUCACUAUCCCACCCGAAGCAAGUGAUUAUGGUUCGUGGAGAAACCUGCAAAGCACUGAAUUCGAGCUCGAGAAGCAACCUCCAUGUCCCAAGGGCAAUAACCAUUCCCCAACUAAGAAAUUGCUUAAUGGAUCUGGGCUUAAUUUGUCCACUCUAACAUCCAAUCAAAGCAACGGGGAUGCCAUGGAUCUAAUAACGCCUGUCAGCUGCAAAAGGAAGGACUUCUUCUCUAACGGGAAUGGAGUUGAGUGCCAUUUGCAAGCGAAUCCUCACUAUAGGAUCCCAGAGUUCGAAAUGCACCCGAAUGAGCCACACUGGUUGAAUGAAUUUAGUGGGAUUAUAAGGAAUGUUUAUGGGCCCGUUACAGCUGCAAAGAGCAUCUAUGAAGACAAGAAAGGGUAUUUGAUCAUAAUCAGUUUGCCCUUCGUUGAUCUCCGGACAGUGAAAGUCUCUUGGCGGAACACACUCACAAACGGGAUAAUCAAGGUUUCUUGCUUGAGCACAUCUCGCAUCCCGUUCAUCAAGAGACAGAAACGGACUUUCAAGCUCGUAGAUUCAUCAUCCGAACACUGCCCUCAAGGAGAAUUUGUGAGGGAAAUCCCGCUCUCAACCCGAAUUCCCGAGGGUGCAAACAUCGAAGCCUACUUCGAUGAAUCAGGGACAGCGCUAGAGAUUCUGGUGCCUAAACUGCCGGAGGGGCCGGAAGAACAUGAAGUACACAUUCGACUUCGCCCCGACCUCAGUGCCAAUGACUUCAUGGCUUUUAUGGACCUGGAAGCAUAGCUAUAGAAAUGCUAGUAGUGCAUAAAAUAUGUUUGUUGAGCUAAAUAUGCAAAAAUCUUCUGUUGUGUUGUCUUUCUUCAUCUGUGUAGCCUUGGUUGUAACAAGGUCUAACUUAUAAAAUCUUUGUUCUUGGUUUAGUAACAUAUUUAUGUUCUUGUUUGCAGACAAAUGUUUCUGUUAAAAUCUUUUAGCCCCUUGUACUA
Ipomoea nil (Japanese morning glory) is the source of this 2615-nucleotide messenger RNA. RefSeq lists its product as uncharacterized. The coding region runs from base 895 to 2412 and encodes 505 amino acids. NCBI's taxonomy places the organism in Eukaryota, Viridiplantae, Streptophyta, Magnoliopsida, Solanales, Convolvulaceae. The record is from RefSeq and is a predicted model, not a curated record. The transcript has a single exon.